Molecule: messenger RNA, 3567 nt
Organism: Caenorhabditis remanei
Lineage: Eukaryota; Metazoa; Nematoda; Chromadorea; Rhabditida; Rhabditidae
Exons: 10
Coding region: 1-3567 (1188 amino acids)
Biological process (GO): cell-cell adhesion; cell-matrix adhesion; integrin-mediated signaling pathway
Cellular component (GO): integrin complex; external side of plasma membrane
Molecular function (GO): integrin binding
Source: RefSeq, a predicted model, not a curated record
AUGGCAAAUAAUUAUUUCGGAUACUCUCUGGAUUUCUAUAAUGAGCAGAAGGGAAUGCCUGUUCUCGUCGUAGGCGCUCCAGAAGCCGAAACCACGAACCCGAAUCUCGCCGGAAUCCGACGUCCUGGAGCAGUUUAUGCUUGUUCUGUGAACCGCCCGACUUGUCGUGAAGUCCACGUGGACAAAAUGAAGGGAAAUUUGAAAAAGUUAAAUGGAAGUCACUUGGUUCCGAUUGAAGAUAAGGCUUAUCAAUUCUUCGGAGCAACUGUGAAAUCUAAUGACAAGCAUGACAAACUUUUGAUGUGUGCCCCAAAAUACAAGUAUUUCUACUCAAAAUUCGAAGUAAUUGAACCAGUUGGAACAUGUUUUUAUGCUGAAAACGGAUUCGAUAAGACCGAAGAAUUCUCUUCAUGCAAACAAGAACCCGCCCGUCACGGUCGCCAUCGUCUUGGUUACGGUCAGUGCGGAUUCUCCGGAGCAAUUCCUGGAAAGAAAAACCAAGAUCGUGUAUUCCUGGGAGCUCCCGGAGUCUGGUAUUGGCAAGGAGCAAUCUUCUCUCAGAGCACGAAAAAUCAAACUGACCGCCCGAAUACCGAGUACGGUAGCAAGGAAUACGAUCACGAUAUGAUGGGAUAUUCGACAGCGACUGGAGAUUUUGAUGGUGAUGGAAUCGAUGAUAUUGUUGCUGGAGUGCCACGUGGAAAUGAUCUGCAUGGAAAGCUGGUUUUGUACACAUCGAAACUGAAGAUGAUGAUAAAUUUGACUGAUGAAGUGUCGACUCAACACGGACAAUAUUGUGGUGGAGCUGUUGCAGUGGCUGAUGUUAACAAGGAUGGAAAAGACGAUAUUAUUAUGGGAUGCCCAUUCUACACUGACUACGGAAGUGUGAAAGAUGCAAAGACUCAAGAGAGAAAACCACAAUACGAUGUUGGAAAAGUGAUUGUCUUCCUUCAAACAGCUCCAGGAGUAUUCGGAAAACAAAUCGCCAUCGUCGGAGAUGAUCAAUGGGGACGAUUUGGACACUCGUUGGCGGCUGCUGGAGAUUUGAAUUUGGAUGGAUACAAUGACGUUAUCGUUGGUGCUCCAUACGCCGGAAAGAACAAACAAGGAGCCGUCUACGUGAUUCAUGGAUCAAAAGACGGUGUCCGUGAGAAGCCAACUCAAAAGAUCGAGGCCUCUCAAAUCGGACACGGAACCGCCCGUGCAUUCGGGUUCUCAGUCGCCGGAGGAGUUGAUGUUGAUGGAAAUGGAAUGCCGGAUAUUGCUGUCGGAGCAUGGAAAUCUGGAAAUGCAGCUGUUCUCUUGACUAAACCAGUCGUCACAGUAACCGGAGCAACUGAACCAGAAAGUGCUCUCAUCAAUGUGGAAGAGAAGAACUGUGAUGUGGAUGGAAAGUUGGGAAAACAAGCAUGUAGACACAUCAAUACUUGCUUCAAAUAUGAAGGAAAAGGAGACACUCCGAAUGAUUUGGAAUUCGAUUUGAGCUUCAGUCUGGAUGAUCAUUCACCAGAACCGAGAGCUUAUUUCUUGCAAAAGGAUGUGAAGGGAGACAGAAGCAUCAAAGUGGCAUCUGGAUCCAAGACAAGAGACCAUCCAUCUUCCAUCGAACAACGUGUCAGACUCGAGAAGGGAAGACAAAAGUGUUUCAGACAUCGAUUCUUCGCUUCUUCGACAAUGAAAGACAAGCUCUCCCCAAUCCAUUGGUCCGUCAACUACACUUACGUCGAGUCGAAAUCCGGAAAACUUCGUGGAGACAAACUUGAGCCAGCCAUCGACACAACAGUCCCACUUUCAUUCCAAAACAAAAUCAACAUUGCCAAUAACUGUGGAAAAGAUGAUCUCUGUGUUCCAGAUCUCAAAGUCACUGCUGUUGCUGACCGUGAGAAAUUCCUUCUCGGGACCCAAGACAACACGAUGCUUAUCAAUGUGACUGUCCAAAAUGGAGGAGAAGAUUCUUACGAGACGAAACUCUACUUCGAUGUGCCACAAGGAUUCGAGUACGGUGGAAUCGAGAGUGUCGGAACCGAUGGAACUGCUGGAUCUGCUCCAGCCUGUUCUCCAACAUCAGAUGAACCAGAUUCCGAUGGAAAAUGGACGUUCGCUUGUGACCUCGGAAAUCCUCUUCCAGCCAACAAAGUGGUCAGCAGUGUGGUGAGAGUAACUGCUUCAUCCGAUAAGCCACCACUUGCUCCAAUCAGUAUAAAUGCUCAUGUGAACAGUAGUAACGACGAAGAAGCUCACACACAAGCUGACAACAAAGUGACAUUCACAAUUCCAGUUGAUUUCAAGAACCAAUUGAGUUUGAAUGGUAGAUCAAACCCAGAACAAGUCGAUUUCUCGAUGACGAACAAAACAAGACCAGAUGUGUUCGAUGAUAAUGAGAUCGGACCAGUUGUCUCUCAUCUCUAUCAGAUUUCAAACCGCGGACCAUCUGAAAUCGACGCCGCCACUCUUGACAUAUUCUGGCCGUCAUUCUCAACAGAAGGGGGACAUCUCUUGUAUAUUAUCACUGAACCAGUUGUGAAUCCACCGAAUAAGGGAAGAUGUCGUGUCAAGCAAUUGCAGAAUGUCAAUCCACUCAACUUGAGGAUAACCAACGAGCACGUUCCAACGGAGCCACCAGUAGCCAAGACCCCAAAUGAGUAUUCUCGAGAAGAAGACGACGAAUCAUACGAAGAUACAACUCAACCACAACGAACAACAUCCCAUCGACCAUCUCAACAUCAGACUCAUCAACAGGGACAAGUUCAUGUAUAUGAGAGAGAUGAAGAGAAAAUUCGACAGAAUACUGGAAAUUGGCAAUACGUGGAAGAUAAGAAGAAGAAGGGAGAUUACGAGUACAUUCCAGAUGAACAAGAGUAUGAUGGGCCUGAAUUUGAAGAUGAUGAAGAUGAGGACUUUGAUAGAGCUGGAAGUAAGAGAGUGAAGAGAUCUCCAGUUCCAAAGAAGAAGAAGAAGGAAGGAGCAAGAAGUGGAGAGCCGAGAAGUGACAAAGCAAGAUUCUCAGAUCUUCGUGAAGCUGUCAAACUAUCAAAGGAAGCCGGAGGAGUCGUUGAUUACAAGGGACCACUCUCGAGAGCAUCAGUUGAUUGCAACGGACUCAGAUGUACUCAUAUCGAAUGCGACAUUUAUGAUUUGAAAGAAGACGAAUUUGUGUUGGUUGAGAUAUUCUCUCGUCUCUACACGAAUACAUUGGUUGAUGAGAGGAAUCCAGGUGGAGACAUCUCUUCUCUUGCACUUGCUCGUGUCACCUCAACUAAAUACAAUCUUCCACAUAAGCCGACACUCAUCACUGCUGUUUCGACGAAUAUGAAUGCAAUCGCAUCAGAAGAAGGAAGAGAUCUCCCGUGGUGGUUGUAUCUUUUGGCUAUUCUCAUCGGAUUGGCUAUCCUUAUUCUGUUGAUUUUGUUGCUCUGGAGGUGUGGUUUCUUCAAACGUAAUCGUCCACCAACCGAACAUGCCGAACGUCGUGUUGACAGUCAACCAGCUGCUCACUAUGCAGAUACUCAGGCACGUUACGCAUCACAAGAUCAAUAUAAUCAGGGACGUCACGGACAAAUGCUCUAG